UACGGUUUCAUACAACUGUAGACAAAGUAAGUGGAGUGCGUCAUUCAAUCAAUUUGGAAUCGUGAAAUAUUGUAAUAUAUUCUGUAGUUCCAAAGAGGCUGUUUAGAAUUUGAUAGUGUUUAGAACAUGUCUGGUACAUCUCAAAAAUAUAGAAAUUUUGUGGCAGAACCCAUGGGUGACAAACCUGUGACGGAUCUUGCAGGCAUUGGUGAAACUCUUGGCGGUCGUCUUAUUGAAGCUGGUUUUGAUAAGGCGUACACUGUACUGGGCCAGUACUUGGUUCUAAAAAAGGAUGAAGAACUAUUCAAAGAAUGGAUGAAAGAUACAUGCAAUGCUAGUUCAAAACAAGCCUCAGAUUGUUACAACUGUCUCAACGAUUGGUGCGAGGAGUUCCUGUAAAUAUUGGAUUUGUGUAAUUUUGGUUUUUUUUAUGUCGAACAAGUAUUUUUAUGUACUCACUUUUUAACUAAAUCGAAUUCAAAAACUAUUGUAUUUUUAUGUCAGUUAGUAUUAGAUAAUAAAAAACUAAAACAAA
Molecule: messenger RNA, 535 nt
Organism: Stomoxys calcitrans (stable fly)
Lineage: Eukaryota; Metazoa; Arthropoda; Insecta; Diptera; Muscidae
Gene: baf
Product: barrier-to-autointegration factor
Exons: 2
Coding region: 127-399 (90 amino acids)
Molecular function (GO): DNA binding
Source: RefSeq, a predicted model, not a curated record